UGUUUCUCCCUUACAUUACCCAAUCCCGCAACUCGCAGCAGCAGCAGCAGCUGAGAAAAAACCAACAAACCUCCCACGCUACCACCACUCUUUCCCAUGGCGACCAACUCUCUAAAACUAUAACCCUAACCUCUCUCUCUCUCUCUCUCUCUCUCUCUCUCUCACUGAUUGCUAACUCCAACUCCAAGAAAUGGCGUCGCUGCUUCACACAGCGCCCCGGUCCUCUCUCGCUUCUCGCGACUCUCUACGCCAUCGCACUUACCUCCCCAACUACUCGCGCUCUCAAAUCCCCAUCCUGAAUUCCGUGAGGUGUGGUGUGGGAGAGCCUCUCAAGUACGCAAAUGGAAAGCCGUGCGUUCCACUCCUCAGGAGUGAAGAUUUGGUGCCGAAUUUUUCGGACACGAAAACACAUUUGGUGAAUGAAAUUAGCAAGAAUGAUACCAGGCUCAGAAUCUUUUCCGGCACUGCGAACCCUGCGCUGUCUCAGGAAAUUGCUUGCUGCAUGGGCCUGGAACUUGGAAGGAUUAAGAUCAAACGCUUUGCUGAUGGAGAGAUAUAUGUUCAGUUGCAAGAGAGUGUAAGAGGGUGUGAUGUAUAUCUUGUGCAACCCACAUGUCCUCCUGCAAAUGAAAAUCUUAUGGAGCUUCUUGUCAUGAUUGAUGCUUGUCGGAGGGCUUCAGCCAAGAAUAUCACUGCUGUGAUUCCAUAUUUUGGCUAUGCCAGGGCUGAUAGAAAGACUCAAGGGCGUGAAUCUAUUGCAGCCAAACUUGUUGCAAAUUUGAUUACAGAAGCAGGUGCAAAUCGUGUUCUUGCAUGUGAUCUUCAUUCUGGGCAGUCUAUGGGAUAUUUUGAUAUUCCUGUGGAUCAUGUAUAUGGUCAGCCUGUGAUACUUGAUUAUCUCGCCAGCAAGACUAUAUACUCUGAUGAUUUGGUAGUGGUCUCACCCGAUGUUGGGGGUGUUGCUAGGGCUCGUGCUUUCGCGAAAAAAUUAUCUGAUGCUCCUUUAGCCAUUGUUGAUAAAAGACGUCACGGGCACAAUGUGGCGGAGGUGAUGAAUUUGAUAGGUGAUGUCAAGGGAAAAGUAGCAGUUAUGGUGGAUGACAUGAUUGACACAGCUGGGACUAUUACGAAAGGUGCCGCUUUACUACACCAAGAGGGUGCCAGGGAAGUCUAUGCAUGUUGUACACAUGCGGUUUUUAGCCCUCCUGCUAUAGAGAGGCUGUCGAGCGGUUUGUUUCAAGAGGUGAUCAUAACAAAUACCAUUCCAGUGUCGGAGCAGAAUUAUUUUCCCCAGCUAACUGUCUUGUCAGUAGCGAAUCUUCUGGGCGAGACCAUAUGGCGUGUUCAUGAUGACUGCUCUGGUGGCUAUGAACCCUAUUCCACCUUGGGCAUUGAUUGAUCGAAUUCAUGGCGGUGUGCCCUCCCAGCUUCUGUUACUGCCGUAUAGCUAGCUACCUUGUCGGAAACAGGAUUGUCGAUAGAAAAGUAAAGGUUUUCUAGAGAGAGAUGCAUGCUCCAGAGAUUGUUGUUUCGGAACUUUAUACGACUGAAGGUUGAUGGUUUUGUGAUAGAGAAUCAGCAUUGUUGUUGUUGUAUGAUAUCACUGUUUGACGCUGUAAGUUGCCAUUUUGUUGAGUAAUCAGUCAUAUUCCGCUUACCUUACA
This is a messenger RNA of Pyrus x bretschneideri (Chinese white pear), 1664 nucleotides long. Its product is annotated as ribose-phosphate pyrophosphokinase 1-like. Gene Ontology annotation, biological process: ribonucleoside monophosphate biosynthetic process; purine nucleotide biosynthetic process; 5-phosphoribose 1-diphosphate biosynthetic process. The transcript is spliced from 9 exons. The record is from RefSeq and is a predicted model, not a curated record. Lineage: Eukaryota; Viridiplantae; Streptophyta; Magnoliopsida; Rosales; Rosaceae. Bases 191 to 1399 code for a protein of 402 amino acids. Gene Ontology annotation, cellular component: cytoplasm; ribose phosphate diphosphokinase complex. Gene Ontology annotation, molecular function: magnesium ion binding; ribose phosphate diphosphokinase activity.